Messenger RNA from Phoenix dactylifera (date palm), 704 nucleotides. NCBI's taxonomy places the organism in Eukaryota, Viridiplantae, Streptophyta, Magnoliopsida, Arecales, Arecaceae. The record is from RefSeq and is a predicted model, not a curated record.
CUUUUAAUGAUCGUUCAAUUUGUUGGGCAAUGAGUUGGUUUUCAUGAGGAUCUGGUCAGAUGUUUAAGGUUUCAGGGAUGGUUCCCAAGAGUAUCGGACCAGAUGUCAGUUCUACUUCACUUGGCUCCCUCAAGUCCUGUUUUAUAUUGCAUCUUGAUGCCCUUCUUGCUAGCAUAGCUGAAACAGAGAAGCAAACAGAGUUGGCCACACGAGUUUCAACAUGGAAAGAACGGAUUGAACACACCUCGGAAGAGCAAGAUACACACCCUCCUUUUGACAUUCACUUAUAUGGCGAGAGAAUCUUGGACAAGCUUUCCUUCAAAGUAGACAGUGGAGGAAGCAUGUCCUCUAUGGAUGUUGUGAUGGGCCAACCCAAGCAUGAUGUUGCAAGGACAUUUUCUGCACUUCUGCAGCUGGUAAACAAUGGGAAUGUUGAUCUACAAAGAGCUCCAGCAAGUGAUGAGUUUGUCCAUCUACGUGAAGUUCCUUCGCCAUGCCAGAAGAGAAGAUAUGGGCAACUGUUCGACAAGGAAGAGAGUUAAUUUCCCUUUGAGGAAAGGGUGCAUAAAAGCAAAUUCCUCCACCUCAGAAGCCACCUCACCUUUAAAAUCAUUGCAUCAGAAUGGCAGGUUCUCUCCUAAGCUUGGGAAGGGCAAUGUUAUCGGGUGUACUCCUGAGGGGAAAAGAAGACGGAGGUCUACUCG